Molecule: messenger RNA, 2458 nt
Organism: Cornus florida
Lineage: Eukaryota; Viridiplantae; Streptophyta; Magnoliopsida; Cornales; Cornaceae
Exons: 4
Coding region: 175-2004 (609 amino acids)
Biological process (GO): protection from non-homologous end joining at telomere; interstrand cross-link repair; double-strand break repair via nonhomologous end joining
Molecular function (GO): 5'-3' DNA exonuclease activity; damaged DNA binding
Source: RefSeq, a predicted model, not a curated record
UAAUUGUCGGGGGAAUCAAGGUGUUGUGCCGGAUACGAAAAGGUGGGUACACCUUCAGUCGGUUGCCCAAACCAAUUAUAGGAGAUAAUGGGCCCACCCGGGAUUGACUUUUCUAGAUAUAGUAGCCAAAAUUUGCAGCCCCAACGAGUUCAGUGACCGAUUGCAGAAUUAGAGAUGGCACACAAGAUUCAAACCCAUUCAACUUUUGCUGUUUCGCAAAUUUCCCCCCUUUUCCUCAAAUUUCAUCUCUCCUCUUUCUCGCAAGCUUGUGAAUUCAGAAAUCUCUCUCUCUCACACACACACAGAAAGAUGCCUAUAGAGAUGCCGAAAGGGGUACCAUUCUCUGUAGAUACAUGGAGCCCUUCUUCGAAGAAGAAGAGGCACCAUUUUCUUACUCAUGCCCACAAAGAUCAUUCCCAAGGAAUCUCCACUCACUCUUCAUACCCAAUUUAUUGCACCCUUCUCACCAAAAGUCUCACGCUUCAACAAUACCCCAAGCUUGAUGAUUCAUUGUUUGUGUGUAUUGAAGUCGGCCAACCAGUCUCUAUCGAUGACCCGGAUGGCGUCUUCUUUGUUACUGCUUUCGAUGCAAAUCACUGUCCUGGAGCUGUAAUGUUCUUGUUUGAAGGCGAUUUUGGUAACAUCCUGCAUACGGGAGAUUGUAGACUCACCUCUGAGUGCUUGCAAAGCUUACCAGAGAAGUAUAUUGGCAAGAAAGGAAGAGAACUGCCGUGUCGGCUUGAUUAUGUUUUCUUAGACUGCACAUUUGGAAGAUUCUCCCUAAAGAUGCCCAGCAAGCAUUCUGCAGUCCGACAGGUUAUUAAUUGUAUAUGGAAGCACCCUGAUGCCUCAGUGGUGUAUCUGACCUGCGACCUUCUUGGUCAGGAAGAGAUACUUGUGAAUGUGUUUCAAACAUUUGGGUCUAAGAUAUUUGUUGAUAAAGACAAGAAUCCAGAAUGUUUUGAUGCUCUAACACUUACAGUUCCUGAUAUACUCUCUCAAGAUCCAUCGUCCCGCUUCCAGCUUUUUGAAGGAUUUCCUAGACUGGGUGAAAGAGCAAAAGCAAAGCUCACUGAGGCCCGAGCUAAUUUACUGCCUGAGCCUCUCAUAAUCCGCCCUUCAGCACAGUGGUAUGUAUGUGAUGAAGAACUUUCAGAGAAUGAAAAGCAAAGAAAAGAGCAAGCAAAUGAAGCAGUAAGGGAUGAGUUUGGUAUUUGGCACGUCUGUUACUCGAUGCACUCGUCCAGAGAAGAGUUAGAGUGGGCACUGCAACUUCUUGCACCCAAAUGGGUUGUGUCGACAACUCCCAAUUGCAGGGCUAUGGAGCUGGGUUAUGUUAAAAAGCAUUGCUUCGGUUCGCAACUAGCAUCCAAGUGCUCUCUCUCGAAACUUCUAGACAUUAGUCUUGAAGAUUCUUUAAAUUCAGGUGUAAGUUUUCCACUUGUGAUGGAAGGCCCCACUCAAACUACUGCUGAAUCUCUGUUACAACCAGUGAAAAUAUCCACUAACCAGAGACCAGUGUUGAUUCUCUCUCCUCCUAGGAAAAGGCAGACUGUUACAUUAUUUGGAAGAGCAAGACUUGGGCUGUCAUAUUAUACUUCAGACGAGGAGAACAAAAUAGCACCAAUUCAAGAUGAGCCUCCUCCUGUAGUUUUAAAUAAAGUUGAACGAGGUUUAUCCAUUCAAGAUGAGCCUUCACAUGAAGUUUUUAAUAAAGUAGAACAAGGUUUCUCAUUCCAUACUGAGGAAGCUGUUGAGGUGAAGUGCAAAAAAUCAUUGGAGAACAAGGCAGAUGUUACUGAAGUGCAAUGUAAAAGGUCUGUGGAGAAAGAUAUAGAAGCCCAUAAGACCGCUUCUUAUCCAACCAUUGGAUCAUCAAAGAGGUUUAAUGAAAGCUUUAGAAAGUUGUACAGGUCAAUGAAUGUGCCUGUACCGCAGCCUCUUCCCUCCUUGGUGGAUCUUAUGAAUUCCAAUAAACGUGCAAAGAGGAGGUUUCAGUUUUAGAUUUACCUAUUCUUGCAAUUUAUGGAGUAUCAAAUCCUUGCUUUGAUGUGCUAAGAAACCAAGAGAAUUAGAAUAAAUCUUCAGAUUGUGCCUGAUGUUCGUUCUUCACCGACUAUACUUUCUAUCUGAGAUGUCAUCCCAGCUGCUUGAACUCUUAGUGAGGAAGAGUGUAGGUAAUUGAAACUACACAUGAAGCUCUGUACUCAGCACUCCCAUUUUAGUUAUUACGGUCGGUCGCUGAAAAUAGUUGCAAUACAAUCACGAUUGAUUCUUUCACCACUCAGAGCAAAUUCAAAUUGAAUUCUAUGAACAGCCAAUAUUACUUAAGUAGUGUAAUGCCAUUAUAUGUAUUUGCAGAUUAUGUAAUUCCCAAGUUUUGUACGGAUUCUUUUAUUUUCUUGUAAUGUUGGAACUUAAUGUAAUUGUAUGCAAAAAGGUUUGUUAUGUUUGGCAA